This is a messenger RNA of Postia placenta MAD-698-R-SB12, 3663 nucleotides long. RefSeq lists its product as hypothetical. The record is from RefSeq and is a predicted model, not a curated record. The transcript has 7 exons. Bases 1 to 3663 code for a protein of 1220 amino acids. NCBI's taxonomy places the organism in Eukaryota, Fungi, Basidiomycota, Agaricomycetes, Polyporales, Adustoporiaceae.
AUGCUCUGGCUCCAGAUAGCCAGCCAAAUUGGCAUCGGCAUCUUCACGUUUCUCGUGCAGAUGCAGAUGCCCAACAACCUAUAUCUGCCUCAAAUAGUUGGACAGUUCAUAGACGCGGCGGCUCCUAACUUGGUCUAUAUUGCUGAAGAGGUUGUUCUUUCGUUCCGGUCCUCUCGUUCCUCACUCCCGGCUCCUCCAACUCGGACUUCACUACCUCCGUCGCCAACCACGGAUUCCUGCAAGAAUCUCAUUCUCUGGACACCCACGGCCCUCGCUGUCGCGUCGCAGCCCCCGGCGCUUGUUACUCCAGUGGCGGCGCCGUCGUCGGUGCCUACUACCUCAGUGUCGACCAUCGAAUACGCGUUUUCGGACAAAAUGAACUGGCCGAAGGAUGCGAGCGACUCGACCCACCACUUCUGUCCGGCUUAUCUCGCAUCCAUCGCUCCCGCCUGUCACCUUCUGCCCCUUCACCUCGUAGCUGUCGUCAUGGCAUUCACGAUGGUGUGGGGAGUGUGUGCACUUGUCAAGUUCUUCAGAAGUCGACGCCGUGUGAGGAAAAUUGCUUCCCAGAACGGUCUGCAGAGAUCUACCCAGAGCAACAUCGUUGCCAAACUGCCGGAGAUACUGCAUGGCGGCGCACCAACGCAGUCCAGAAUGAGCUCUCUGGACUGCGAGGGUGCAUCGUCGGCUGUCUCUUGCGCCUCUGCAGACUGGGAUUCAUUCAGUACCACUCUCCCACCCUCACCCUCGGAGCCCACCAGUUGCGACGUUUGCAACUCGAUAGAAGCUCAGGGUGUCAGUUACUGGUUAGGGCAUAUUGUCCUAGUGUGUCUCGCGACACUGCUAAUCAACGUCCUGGCCCGCCGUUUCACACCCGAAGACGCAGCCGCAUAUACCCUGGCAGUGCCGAUGAUGCUUUGGAAGGACCAUCCAACUCCUCACAGCUGCAGCCGCUUUGAGAGAGAGGAUAUAUCGGAUCUGAAUAUUCCCCAGCCCUCGGCUAUCCAUGAGACCCUAGCACAGUCCCCGGAACCUUCUACCGACGGCGCAUCGGUGCAAUCAGGCCCGCCAUCAAGUAGUUCAUCACAAGACACCACUUCACUCAGCUCCUUUGCGGCAGCUCUUGUGUCUCAGGACGCGCCAGAUGCGCUCGACAGGCCUCAACAACGCAUCGGUGCCCAUCUGCUCCCUGCGUCCAGCCCAGCCGGUCCUUCGUCGCCCCCCAGUGCCUCGUCCAAGUCCCCGGAACCCUCCCAUCUAGUCGCACCCAUGCCCGAGACAGACACAUCGGCGCGCACCAUGCUCGCUUGCGAGAGGUACACGAAGAUGUGUGCCAAGGCAGUCGAGAUGAUCAAGCACAAGAGCGCACGUCUGGAUCAACUGCUACCGGCCCUGGUGAACGAGCGCAAUGAACUUGAGGCGUUUGUCGAGCAGGAGGUCCAGCGCGCGAAGGAGCUUCAGGCCACAUGUCAGCGCCAUUGUGCCCAGCUCGCGGAGGUCUAUGCAGAGACGAAAGCGCAACAGGACGAGGUAUCUGGACAGCUGGAAACGUUAAAGUCGACACGUAUGCGGCUGGGUCUGGAACGCGAGAGGGCGAGGAAGGAGCAAGAGCAGCGUGCGAGGAAGCGGGUGCACGCGUAUAAGGAACGCGCGGUCAUUGGGGCUAAGCGCAUGCCGGCGGAGCAGGAACGCGUCGAGGUCGGGCAGAUGCGUGUACAGGCCAUUCCGAUGGAGCUAAAGAAACAGCCCAAGACACUGGAGAAGGAGUCUGUGCUGCGGGAGGACGAGCGUCGGUGCGAUCAGGAUGUGCAGGCGAGACAUCUGCGGGAUCAAGAGGCGCAGACGGACGAAGAGCGCAUAUGCGAACAUGUCGCACAGACGGAUCACGCAGAACGACGGGACGCACACAUGGAUCGAGGAGAUCUGCGCGAGCUAGGAAUGGCGACCGACCGUACGGAAGGUGUGCGCGAACAGGAGGUGCAGGCUGAUCCUGCAGAUCAUCUGUGCGACAAUGGAAUGCAGACCGAGCAGGAGAAGCUGCCAAGCAAGGACCACGGAGAUGUGCUUCAUGACGUCCACGGGGAGGAACAUCUGGACACCGAACAGACUGAUCAGGUAUCUGGCGAAAGGGGAACUCAGGCGGACGCAGACGACUGUCAUUCACAGAAUACGCAGGACUCACAAGGCGAGGAGCCAAUUGAGCAAGCCGGGCAGGUCGAGUGUGUCGAGCACGUCCAAUGCACCGAUCAGGUCGAAUCUAUCGCGCAGGUCGAAUUGGUCGAGCAGGUCAUGCGAUCUGUGCAAGCUAAUCACAAUGAGAGCUCCAGCUGUGGGCUUGACGGUCUCCCUCCCACUCUGCUCGCGUCGCUUUGGAAAGACAAGAAGCCAGUUGCGCAAGCCGGGCAGGUCGAAUUUUUCGAGCAGGUCAUGCGAUCUUUGCACCACGAACAAGCUUAUAAUGAGAGCUCCAACUGCGGGCCUGACGGUAUCCCUCCCAAUCUGCGUGCGUCGCUUUGGCAUGACAAGAAGCCAGUUGCGCAAGCCGGGCAGGUCCAAGAUGCCGGGCAGGUCCAAGAUGCCGAGCAGGUCCAAUGCGUCGAACAAGUCCAAAGCGUCCAGCAGGUCCAAUGCGUCGAUCAGGUCGAAUCUGUCACGCAUGUCGAAUUUGUCGAGCAGGUCAUGCGAUCUGUGCAAGCUAAUUACAAUGAGAGCUCCAACUGUGGGCUUGACGGUCUCCCUCCCACUCUACUAGCGUCGCUUUGGCAAGACAAGAAGCCAGUUCAGCAAGCCGGGCAAGUCCAAUGUGCAGGGCAGGUCCAAUGUGUCGAGCACGUCCAAGGCAUCGAGCAGGCUAAACACAUCGAGCAGGUUGAGCAAGCCGAGCAGGUUGAACGCGUCGAACAGAGCGAACACGUGGUGCAGGGCGCACACGUGGGGAAGGUCCAAUGCGUCGAGCACCCUGUUGCCACAAUCCUGCAUCAACCCCUCAGUUCAACAGCAGGUGCCUUCAACCUACAACAGAUCGUACCAUUUAUGCAGCACGAGCUACCUCAGCAUAGUGGGAGCUCUAGCCGUGGGUUCACGUUUGACUGUCCCCCUCCGCGCCAGCCCCCUCCGCCUGCGUCAAGUUGGCUGGACGCGUAUGUUCAGGCUUCCCGAUCGCAGGCUGUGGCUCAGACCUCGGCUCCAGCGCCUGCCUCGGAUUGUGCGUCUGCCUCGGAUGAUGAGGAUGAGCCUGCCUCGGUCGACGUGCCCCCUGCGGAACCCCAGCCGUCGUCCCCGAACCCACCUACAGUCCCUGCAACAGAGCCCGUCCGUCCCAGCCCGUUUGCUGACCCCAACGCCGCACUGAAGGCGUUCUGGGCGCGCUUGCCUCCACCGCAAGCGCAGGACGUACCAAGUGUGCAGGUGAACGACGUGCAGCCGCAAGCUGCUCAUGUAAAUCCAGAUGCGAUGCAGCAGCCCUCAGGAACGUACCAGUUUGGCUUCAACAACCCGCGCUAUGAGGUCGUCGUCCACCAAGGUCUCACUGCCAUCCCGUUCGAGACGUCUACAAGCGUAUGGGCCGUCGCAGUCCUGGAGCGCUCCGACCACGCUAGCCUAACAUGGCCCCUUGCUCUCGGCAUCUGCGUCAACUAUGAGCAUACCCUCGUCUCGUUCUGA